Iphiclides podalirius (scarce swallowtail) is the source of this 546-nucleotide messenger RNA. NCBI's taxonomy places the organism in Eukaryota, Metazoa, Arthropoda, Insecta, Lepidoptera, Papilionidae. The record is from the annotation of a GenBank genome assembly.
AUGGAUACGACUAAGAUUGGUGAAUUUUCAAGUAACAAUAGUCUGCCUUUAGAAAUAGCAAAGGAAGAAAAAGAAAUAAAAGCAAAAUUGACAUUGACCAAAAAACAGAAAAGAGACUUACAUGAUGCUUUCAAUCUUUUGGAUCAUUCUGGAGAAGGAAAAAUAAAAGCAGAUGACUUUCGUGUAGUAAUUAAGGCUUUGGGUUAUGAGCCCACUAAAGAGGAGCUGCAACAAAUGAUAAACGGCGUAGACAAGACGCAAUCGGGCAAGUUGAGCUUCGAGAAUUUCGAAACAGCCAUAAUGAGAAAAAUCAUGUCGCAAGACAGUGAUGGCGACAUCAUGAAGAGUUUCCGCCUUUUUGACAACGAUGAUACCGGUGUAAUAAGUUUCGAUAACGUGAAGCGGGUAUCUGAACUUUUAGGCGCUAACUUGACUGAUGAGGAAAUCGAAGAAAUGAUGGAUGAUGCUGAUAAAGAUUUCGACGGCGUGAUAUCGGUGGACGAAUUUAUGAGGCUUAUAAAAACUUCUGUACACAUAGACACGCCU